This is a messenger RNA of Penicillium crustosum, 879 nucleotides long. RefSeq names its product DEAD/DEAH box helicase. Gene Ontology annotation, molecular function: helicase activity. Lineage: Eukaryota; Fungi; Ascomycota; Eurotiomycetes; Eurotiales; Aspergillaceae. Bases 1 to 879 code for a protein of 292 amino acids. The record is from RefSeq and is a predicted model, not a curated record. The transcript has 2 exons.
AUGGCCGAUGUAAUUGUUUGCACGCCCUUUACAGCUGGUCACUCCACAAUUGUGGGUGCCAUCAAACCAGCUGUAGUUGGAAUUGACGAAGCUGCAAAAUUCACGGAACCUGAAAUGUGGCCAAUUCUCGCCAACUACUAUCCAAGUCCCAUCUUGAUGGUGGGCGACCACUACCAGCUAGGGCCCACGGUGACCUCGAGCUCGCAGGCGAACCCGUUUGUCUACCAACUACAUUUUUCAUUGUUUAAGCGCUUGAUUGAUGGAGAAAAUGGAUCGAUUAUGCUUGAAGUGCAGCACCGCAUGCAUCCAGAUAUUUCCAAACUCGUGAAUCGGCAGUUCUACCACAACAAACUCACGGAUCAUGAAAGCACAAGCAACGAGACUGCUUCGUUCCUGCUGGCUACUAUUGCCUUGUGCAAAGAAUUGCUUGGCUUGAAGAGGUUUUCCCCGAGGGAUAUCGUCAUCCUUGUGCCAUAUGAGGCGCAAUUCCGAACCUACGUGAAGUUUCUUAUACAUGAGCAUCAGAAUGACCAUUCUCUUGACCUUGACAAACUGUCUGUGAGGAAAAUCGACUCCUUCCAGGGUGGAGAGAGCCCGAUUGUGAUCUUCGAUAUGACAGUCACUACCCACGCUGGAUUCCUCGAUGACAAAACCCGCUUGAAUGUUGCGCUCAGUCGAGCCAAGAAUGCUCUUUACAUUGUGGGGAAUAUGACAGCCAUGCGAUCGAGCAUUUGGAGCGACGAGUACCAACAGAGAUACGCAACGUUGACACGAGUUCUAGACCAUAUUGAAGUGGCUAAGCUUUGUGUGCGAGACAAAAAACUGAAUGAAUCUGCUAAGAAGCAAUUUUCCACGAGGGGGACCAUAGCUCGUCGUUGA